Clunio marinus is the source of this 1491-nucleotide messenger RNA. NCBI's taxonomy places the organism in Eukaryota, Metazoa, Arthropoda, Insecta, Diptera, Chironomidae. The record is from the annotation of a GenBank genome assembly.
CGAGAAAUUAGAUAUAAAGUGAAUGAUUUUGAGUUCCCAUCUCCCUUGCUUUCUUUAAACAAACUGUUCACAAUCUUUAAGCAGUCAUCAACACAUCAGCGUAUUAACAAAUUUGCUUUCGUUUUCCCACAAAGUAUUUCAGUUUAGAGAGAAGAAUAAGUGAAUUAUGGAAGAAUUAGAUAAAGCUCAAGUUCAACUUCUUAAGAAUGCAUUCGAUGCCUUCGAUCAGGAAAAAAAAGGAUGCAUUGGAACCACCAUGAUUGGAACCAUUUUGAGUAUGCUUGGCCAUCAACUUGAUGACAAAAUGCUUCAAGAUAUUAUCAAUGAAGUCGACGCUGAUGGAUCUGGAGAACUUGAGUUUGAAGAGUUUGUUACUCUUGCUGCAAGAUUUAUGGUUGAAGAAGACGCAGAAGCCAUGCAACAAGAACUCAAAGAAGCUUUCAGACUGUACGAUAAAGAAGGAAACGGAUAUAUUACCACAGCAGUUUUGAAAGAAAUUCUCAGAGAGUUGGACGAUACGCUUACUAAUGAUGAUUUAGAUGCUAUGAUUGAAGAAAUUGAUUCGGAUGGAAGCGGAACUGUUGAUUUUGAUGAAUUCAUGGAGGAGACAAAACUAAGUAAAGAUCAACUUAAAAUUCUAAAAGAUGCAUUCAACGUGUUUGAUAAUGAGAAGAAAGGGACAAUUUCUCUUGAUACAAUUGGCACAAUUUUACAGAUGUUAGGUCAUGAUGUAGAUGAAGACGAACUUGAUGACGUUUGUGAUGAGUUCGAUGAAGACGAAAGUGGAGAAAUUGAAUUUCCAGAAUUUCUUAAACUUGCAUCACGUUAUGUCGAACCAGAGGAGGAUUACGAUGAGUUGAGAAAAGAAUUGAGAGAAGUUUUCAUGCUUUACGAUAAAGGAGCUCGUGGUUAUCUUCCACUGGACGAAUUUAAGAAAAUUUUAAGAGAAAUCGAUCCAGAGCUUCCCGAAGAUGAACUUGAUGAAAUUAUCGAUGAAAUUGAUGCUGAUGGAAGUGGAACGAUUGAUUUUGAUGAAUUCAUGGAUGUAAUGGCGGGCUCGGAUUGAAACUUAAUCCUCGAAUUUAAUCCUUAGAAAAAGCUUCAUACUUCAUCUUUCAUGGAUUUUGAGACCAAAUUGAUUUUUAUAUAACGCAAAAAAACAUUUUUUUACAUUGAAUAAAAUUUUAAUUUGAUUAUUUUAGAUUUAAGUAAAAAUGAACGAUCAAUCACUGGCAAAGUUUCACACAAAUCUUUCGCGUUCAAUUACUGCCGAUCAUGAUUCUUUUUUAUUUUUCGCAUGAAUUCAGUAUAUAUGAGAAAAUUUCAAAAGAUAUAAAAGAAAAAAUGCUUAAGGAAAGAGAUUUUUUCUAUCGAGACAUGAGAAAAAGGGAGAAAAAUGUGAAAUAAUAAACAAAAGUAAAAAUUACAGCAUAAAUCGUGAGUGCAUUUUCAUUCAAUUGAAAUAAAUUCUCAAAUUCAAAUGCAAUUCUU